UGAGUCGAAACGGUGGGAUAUUGACGGAACUGUUUUACGAGAUUUUGUUUCCGCCAGGUGGGACUUUUUUGCUACAAGGCUAAACGAAGCUUUGGAGUUAGCAAGCUACAGGCUAGUGUAGAAGUGUUAAUUACCAUAGUUACUAUGAAAUAAGCUAUAGUAAUGGAACCCAACUGCCACAUUAUGAGCCACAUAGUAAACUGAACAAGCGGUAAUCGACUAUCAUCAUUAUUUGCCUGCAUCCACGAACCAUGGAUACGUGUCAUUCAGCCUAACUUCCUCAACAUAAUAACGUGGACUGUAACCAAUCCGAGCACUUUGUGACGAACUUCCUGCUAAUAUUUCGUCCUUAUAUAAUUGUGGUUGGAUAUCAACAAUAAACAGAGUGUGGUGUGAAAAGUGUACAGCAGUGUAGCAAUUUCAAGCAAUGGAAGACUAUAAACAAUCUACUGGUCAUUGUUCGUCACGUAUCGCUUUCGCAUAGGUUCGAAGAGGAAGCUGAGGAUUGGCAGGACAUCCAAACAGUCAUGCACAGAUUCAGUACGGCUUUCCAUAAAGUAUUUUUAAAAUGUUAGGAUGCAAAUACACAAAAGGACAACUUUCAUAGAGCAAUGAAAAAGCACAAUCUAUGCAUUUCCUAAAUCCAGCUAAAGAGAACGCUGUCAAUGCUAAUUUUUAUUACUUGAAGAGACGGAUCUCUUCCGGUUUCGCAGAAGACAACGAUUCAGCCACCUACGAUUCAAAGGAACAUAUAUGGGAUCAAGAGACAGGAAAAUUGACGCCGAGCCUUGGGGUUCUUCUCGGGCAGCUACAGCAAAAGGCCAGAGCAUCAGGAAAAAAAGUAACGGGCAGAAGGACAUUUAAACGUACAUGUGUGUAGGCAGAACGUACAUUUCAUAUCGUGCUAUUUCCAUGCGAAUGACAAGCUGAAGAGUUCACGGGUAAUCUUAAAAUGCCUGGGAUAACUGUUUCAGGUAACUGAAGCCAUGUUUGUUGUCCCAACAGGUCAAUAAGAUUUUUAAAACUAAAUGUAUAUAUUGCAAUUAAUAUAGCCAGAUUAUUGUUAUAUAACUCAAUUCAGCUUUACAUAGUUUAUAUAAGAGUUAUAGAAAUACAUAAUUUUAAUCUUAUUUUUAUUAGUCACUAAAUAAAUAGUUGUUACAUUUUGGACUGUACUUUAAUGGGUGUUGAAUUUUCCAGUGUUGUGUAAUCUUUCCUAUUCUGUGUGCCUGUGAUCAUGCAGUUUCAUCAGCUGCAAUGAGUGUGCUUGCGGGACAGGACAACGAUGUGGUACUGGUGUCACAGGUGGUGUGGGACUAUUUGGACAAUGCUAGACAGUCCUGGCUGCUGGAUUUUCAGAACAGGCACGGGCUGUACGUGGAGGUAGUGCGGCACGGAGAAUCCGGCGACUGCUGCGCAGUCAGGCUUCGACCGGUGGAGAACAGUGCUGCCGGGGCAGACAUCCAUCCCGCCGCUCGCAGAGCUUUCAUAGAUCUGUGCCGCUGUGCUCGCAAGGAGAUGAGCAGACAGAAUGGAGCAGCCAAGAAGAGGUGCUCUCUGCUUCCCUGUGUCAGAUCCUCGGAGGCCGACGGUGAGGGAAGCCUGUUGGCCCCACCGCCUCCUCAACUUCGCCACAUCCAGAAGCAGCAUCUUAAAGAUAAGAAACCCAUCGAUCUGGAUACCACCAUUUCGGUGCCCAUGUACCACAAUACGUCAGCUGGCAGGGAGGCCGAAUUUGGUACCUCUCUGGGUGGAGACAGUGGGACUACCUGUACCAUAUGCAUGGGUGAGAUUGUGGAAAGAACAACACUGGACAAGUGUGGACACUCCUUCUGUCGGACCUGCCUGGAUCAGGCAUUCCAGGUGAAGCGAGCGUGUCCCGUGUGCCGCAUGGUGUACGGCCAGUUAAUCGGGAACCAGCCUGCCAAUGGCAGCAUGAUGGUGGAGAGGGACCCAGACCUCGAGCUGCCGGGACAUGAGGGCUACGGCUGUGUCUGUAUAAUCUACAGCUUCCCGCCUGGCUUGCAGGCUCAAGAGCACCCAAACCCUGGGGUGAGGUAUCCAGGAACAGACCGUGUGGCCUACCUCCCGGACAGCCCAGAAGGAAACAGAGUUCUAGGUCUGCUGCGUCGGGCCUUCGAGCAGAGACUCAUCUUUACCAUUGGUACCUCCAUGACCACAGGCAUGCAGAAUGUCAUCACCUGGAACGACAUCCACCACAAAACCUCCAUUUGGGGAGGGCCACGAUGUUUCGGCUAUCCAGAUCCAACAUAUCUAGUUCGGGUCACAGAGGAACUCCGAGAGAAAGGUAUCACGGCUGACUGACUCCCAGGAUGGCAAUGGAUGCUCCAACCCUCAUCCUGCUGCUGCUAUUACUGUUAACAGGGCAGAUGGUCCCCCGGCCCUCAUCCUGGCCCACCAACAGCACUUAUCCUUGUGGGAAUGCAGGUCUGAUCUGCACCACUUUGCUAUUCUCCCAGGUCUAUUUUUUUUUUUAUUAUUUUCUUUUACAACAGGAUUUGCUCCAUCCCAGUCCUGCUGGUCAGUGAAGACAUGCAAGGAUGUCUUUCUUACCUCUCCACUUUUUAGCACCGAGAUAUAUCGAAAAAGAUAAUAUAGUCCAAAAUAUAGGCACUAAAAUUUUGUAAUAUGAUGCAUGUCUGUUUUUAUUAACCUCUUGUUUUUUUUUUUUUAUUUGUGGUGAUGUUAAUAAUUGUUUGUUAGUAGUCAAAGAGAAAACAAGUGUUUGAAUGGGACUACCUUUAUUCCAUAAUGAUUUUCAGUAAUAUGCUUAACGUGCACAUGUAGGCGUAGUAGUGCAGCAGCACAGCUCUCACUGGAGCAGGGCUACAGCUGUAGCUCUCUGUUUGUGUGUGGCAAAGAGAUAUUCAGACAGCAUUUGGAGUAAUAAAAAAAAAAAGUAAUUGGGACCUCUCUCUAUCAAGCCUCAGUCUUUUAAGUCUACUUACUGUAAGUGCUACUGAAAGGCAACUCUUCCAGUGACAAUUGGAUUCCAUUUGUGAGGCAGAAGUCAGGGAAGCCCUGAAAUUGUAAAGAUAUUUGUUCUCUUGGGUGGAUGUGGGUUGAAUUCUUUGAAUUGAUUCGUGUAACGUUUUGUCUACUACAGUUAUUAUAAAUAACAAUGUUUAUACUGCAUAAGAAGAUUUGUUGGUAAAGUAAAAGAACCAGUUGAAUCAUUGUCUUUCAAAAAUUUUCUCACACAUUGAAAUGUAGUCCUUACUUAUAUUUUAGACAUGUAAAAUACUUGGAGGAUAAUUCAGGCCUUCUUUAUUCAUUUUUGUUCCACUUUGUUGUUGUGUCUUUUGUCAAAAAUCAUCUGAACAGGUUAGCACCAAGAAGCCGGACAAGUCUCUUUGAUUUUGCUUGGUCACUGAGCAACAUAAGUAUUGUAUGUGUAUCAUGUCUUAAAGUGAAGUAUAUUUUAUCAGGGCACUGGACAUUUAAGUACGUUCAUCUUUGUGUAGUUUGAAAUUUGGUAGGAUUAUUUUGAAAGUGAAAACUUACCUUUCUGUAGUAAGUGAAUAAGCUUUGUGUAAGAAUUUUUUUCCCACUCCAAGAAAUUGAGGACUGUGGGAGAGUUCCCAUUCUGCUUAAACUGCGUUUCUUUAGUCUAUAAUUACUAAGUAAAUGGAAAGAAAUUCUAGAAAGUUUUCAAGUUGUAUGCAUAUAUACACACAUAUAUGUGUGUGUGUAUAUAUAAAUAAUGUUUGUUUUCCACAUUUUUUGCUUUUUGAGUUGGGGACCUUUCAAUGUAUAUCGGCGCCAAGGUUCACGCAGUAUUCAGCAUGAAUGUUUCUAUGCAGCACUAAAAGGGGGAGAGAAAAUCCUUAAAUGGAAAUUUUGAAAAUUUGCACAUGAUUCUGAAAAUAUCAUUUUGCUUUUCUAGUUCUGUUGAUUUAUAUUUUGACAAAUUUAAUUAAGAAUUCUUUGCUUUACAUUUUCAUACUUGAAUAAAUGGUUCAAUAGAAAA
Messenger RNA from Brienomyrus brachyistius, 3991 nucleotides. RefSeq names its product deltex E3 ubiquitin ligase 3 (gene dtx3). Lineage: Eukaryota; Metazoa; Chordata; Actinopteri; Osteoglossiformes; Mormyridae. Gene Ontology annotation, biological process: protein ubiquitination; Notch signaling pathway. The transcript has 5 exons. Bases 1258 to 2325 code for a protein of 355 amino acids. The record is from RefSeq and is a predicted model, not a curated record.